AUGGACUUCAUCUCUUUGACUAUCGAGUGGAUGCAGAGGCACAGGACCUACGCACGCAUCUGCUCCGCUCUUAUCAUUGGCGCUGGCGCCUAUGCCAUCCUCUCGCUGCAUUCGAUAACUUGGAGGAUCUUCGUUGGGAUCGUUUGCGGCGUUUACUUCCUCUCUCGCGGCACACUAUUCGAUGCUUGUGCUUGUGCCUGGUCGCUCACUCUGAUCUGGCGCAUCUCAUCAAACGCCCACGAGCACUGGCCGAACUGGCGAGAUCAAGUGGACCCCCAGAUCCUUCCACUUACUAUUGGAGGUGUACUGCUUGUUCUGGGAGCCAAAGGAUUUGAACUCGUCAAUCCGAACUGA
Molecule: messenger RNA, 354 nt
Organism: Ramularia collo-cygni
Lineage: Eukaryota; Fungi; Ascomycota; Dothideomycetes; Mycosphaerellales; Mycosphaerellaceae
Exons: 3
Coding region: 1-354 (117 amino acids)
Source: RefSeq, a predicted model, not a curated record